AUGAAGAAGAGAAGGAUCUUAAGAGCUUUCUAGAAUAACACGAAAAUGUUUCUAUCAGUCAGUCAUACGAAGUAAGUCAUAGAAAAAGCUUGUUAGGCGCUUUAGAAUUGGCCAAACUCUCGAAUAUUCGUGUUACGAAGUAAUAACGUUGGCACGAUAAUAUAAAUUAGAGAAGAACGUGGUAGUACAUAUCUAACGACCUUCGACCUGCUGUCUCGAUUCACUCAACCUUAAAAGCAAUGAGAAGCUUUCAAAGCGAGAACGUUCGUGUCUUCUCGUAAAUCUUAUGAACAACCGAACCGAUUUUGAAGAGAAAGAGAGAGAGAGAGAGAGAAAGAGAGAGAGAGAGAGAGAGAUAGAGAGAGAUAGAGAGAAAACGGAUUAUUUACUACAAGUGACAAGUUCAUCAGAACUUUGUGAAGACGCGUCUUUAAUACUCGAUCAUCAAACGAAUAGAUCAAGUUAAUACAAAACUGUUAAGUGUCGAUUGAAAUUAUUUGUCGAUUUGAUAAUUAAUUUCUAUCCGUCAUGGUGGGUCAAUUCACCAGGAGACAAUGGCUAACUCUCAUAGUGAUCAGUAUCGCGGAUUUUGCUAAUGCCAUCUGCGUAUCUCUUCAAGCACCUUUCUAUCCUCAAGAGGCUGAGAAAAAAGGUGCCUCACCAACCGAAUAUGGAUUGGUCUUUGGUGUUUUCGAGCUUGUGGUUUUCAUCAUCAGUCCUAUUUAUGGGAAACACUUAAACUGGAUCGGUCCGAAGUUGUUAUUCAAUGGCGGUAUCUUGACGACAGGAACUUGUGCUAUCUUUUUCGGUCUGCUGGAUAAGGUCGACGGUCACUAUCCAUUUAUAAUCCUCUCCUUCUUGAUUAGGAUUGUCGAGGCACUUGGAAACGCCGCAUUUCUAACUGCCAGUUUUGCGAUUAUCGCUAAAGAAUUUCCAAAUAAUGUUGCGACGACAUUUGCUAGCUUGGAAACAUUCUUUGGUUUGGGACUUAUUGUUGGUCCUACAGUUGGUGGUGCUCUUUAUCAGGCCGGUGGUUACACAACACCAUUUGUUGUCCUGGGUUCAGCACUCUUUUUAUCAGCUGUCAUGACAGCAUUCAUCCUACCAAUGCAUAAUAAUCGUGAACAGGACGCACAAAACGCCGGAGGUGUUACUAAGGUUCUAAGGAUUCCAGGAGUUUUAGUAGCAACCUUGUCGAUAAUUGCAACUAGUAUGAGUAUAGGAUUCUUACAGGCAACAUUGGAACCACAUUUACGUCAGUUCAGUUUGAGUCCCGUAGUUUUGGGCUUGAUGUUUGUUAUCAAUGGUGGCACUUAUGCUCUUACUGCUCCAAUCUGGGGUUGGUUUUGUGACAAAUAUUCGCAUCCAAAAGUGGCAACAGUCGUAGGAUGUAUUCUCGUUGCUAUUGCAUUCUCUUUGGUAGGACCUGCACCCUUCAUACCAUAUCCUACAUUGGUUUGGAUGACAAUUUGUGGACUCGUUAUACAUGGUUUAGGAAUGUCUGCUCAAUUGGUUGCUAGUUUCACGGAUGCUCUAAGAACAUGCAUAUCUUAUGGAUUUCCAAAUAAUCUUGAAACUUAUGGUUUGAUCAGUGGUCUCUGGACAAGUACUUUCGCAUUGGGAGCCUUUAUUGGUCCCAGUGUAGCUGGUAUUCUUUUAGAUAACAUUGGAUUUAGAAACGCUUCGAUGUUUAUUGUUAUUCUUCACUUGAUGAUUGCUAUAUUAGCUGCAGUGUUUCUUAGCAAUUGUUCGAAAGGACCGAAACCAUACACGGAAAUUGGCGUAGCCGAUGAUAUAAGAGUACCUUUGACGGACAGUGGUCGAUCGAAAAGUGGUAGCUAUCGUGUUGCUCGUGGUCAAAGCGUGCCGAUAGAUAGGCCGAAUGGCAUGAACUCGUUGAUAGCUUGCAACAGUUAUUCUAACAGGGCCGGCGCUUGGUCCAGAGCGUCUUACAGCGGACGAUAUUCUCAUAGUUAUGGCUCGAUCGAAAACAAACGAUAUCUUGAAUUGACUACGUGAUGACAUUUCCGAAAAAAGAAAGACAAACGAGAAAAAAAGAAGAAGAAGAAAAAAAAAAGAAAAGAAAAAAAAAAAAAAAGAAAGAAGAAACGAAAAACAAGAAGAAACGAAAAAUUCCACGAAAAGAUAAAGAAGAUCUUCUUCAAUGAGAAACCUCGAUUCGCGAUAAAAGUUCACAUUGAAUCGCAUUAACGAAGAAAAUGAAUCUCUCUUGUCUUUGCAUUAUUUUCUUUUUUUUUUUUUUCUUUUUCUUUUUCUCUUUCUUUUUCUUAUCAGAACGAACGAACGAGCGAUGUAACUUUUUACCAAUCACGUCUUAUUUCCUUCCUUAUAUCAUUACCUGUGCGUAAAAUAGGUAAAUAAAUUGUGUUCGGAUUUAAAAAGAAUGACGAUGAAGUAGUAUGUUAUAGUUUCGUUUUAUAUGUUCAUUGCAUUUUUAUUUCUUUUUAUUUUUUUUUUUUUUUUUUAUUUUUUUUUUAUUUUGUUUUGUUAAUUUUCAUCUCUUAUGUUUCCGUAAUUAUCAUGUACACGAGGGCAAUUUGUUAGAUAAGCGACUUCGUUCUUUUUUUUCUUGAUGUUUUAAAUGUUACGAAAGAAACAAAAAGGAAAAAAAAAAAAGAAAACAGAGAGGGAAAAAAAAGGAAAAAAAGAACAAAUUCUUUUCAAUGCAUAAAUUUCAUUCUUAAAGCGAACUAAAAAUCGCGAAACUUUUCAAAUUGCCCUAAUAUGUUUUUUGGAUGUGUUUUUUUUGUUUUGUUUUGUUUUGUUUUUGUUUCUUUUAAUACAUAUUUAAAGGAAAGUUCGUGCAUUAUUGAAUACGUUCUUUCGCUAUUUUAAUCU
Messenger RNA from Vespa crabro (European hornet), 2859 nucleotides. Its product is annotated as MFS-type transporter SLC18B1-like. The transcript is spliced from 8 exons. Bases 529 to 2019 code for a protein of 496 amino acids. Gene Ontology annotation, biological process: transmembrane transport. Gene Ontology annotation, molecular function: transmembrane transporter activity. NCBI's taxonomy places the organism in Eukaryota, Metazoa, Arthropoda, Insecta, Hymenoptera, Vespidae. The record is from RefSeq and is a predicted model, not a curated record.